AUGCCUCAAUCCAGCUCUAAUCAGAAGCCAACCUCUCCCUCUGCCACUCCUAUCUCCUCGGAUAGGGCUAUUACUGAAGGUUUGUGGAUGAAAGGGAACAUAAAGCUAGAUCAUAAAGAAAGUCCCUUUGGAGAAAACACUUCAACUUCUUCCCUUGAUGGACAAAGUAUUCCAUCCGCGGAGCAAUCGGCUACAGUGGCAUGUGAUAUUGCCGGAAAUGAUCAUGUAUCUAUAAUCCAUUGCACUGAUUAUUUCCCCGAUGAUCCUGAUAAGGCCAGAGAAUUUGCAACAAGCACUGGUAUUCCUGGAAUACAAGUCUAUCCUGUGAGCGUUUUCUCACAUGCUUCAGACUCGCAAGUAAUCAAUGCAGUCGAUGCAUCUCAAAACAGUGACGAGUCCAGGGCCAAAAUGGAAACGCAAAUUUCUUCCGGAGGUGCAGCAGACGCUGAAAUUGAGAGUCAAUCUACUGUCAGAACUGGACGCCUGACUGCAGUGUCAGACGCGAAUGCCGUUACCGAUCAGAUGGAGUUCUGGGAUACCACCAAGGACAAGCCUGCAAGUUCUGGUUUCUGUAAUUGGAAAGAAGGUAACGUACUCGGAUCAGCUAUCGAGGGCACCAAGUCGCCUUCCAGCGAUGGAGUUUCCAGGGCAAAGGCGGAGCAACAAACUGGAGAGCAGAGUAAAAUGCGACAGGGUGGUGUUGGUAGUACGAAAGAGUUAGAAAAGGUGCUUACUGGCUCGGUUCCAAAGACUCAGAAUCUUGGACCAGGGGAUACAAAAACCCAUGCCCAUUCCGUCAAUGCUAGCAACAACCCAGAAGUCCUUGGCCGCGGAGAAAUCGCGCAAUACUUCAACUCAUCCAAUUUCCCAGUGGAAUGGGGCACUGAGGAAGGUAUCGACAUCAAUUCUCUUCUUGGGGACAUCAAUGAAGACAAGGUCAACCAGCCAGAAGACGUAUUAGACAGGGACCAUUUAUCCGCGGCAAAAACCGUUCUUCCUUCUCAUACUUGGCACGUGGACACAGAUUUUCUUUUGGAAGACGGUGUCACCAAAAUGAGUGAAGAUGAUCGGCGCAGACUAUACAUCCAAGGCAGGAGAGAGGUAAAGUCAUCUUCUGCUUAUACGAAUUUGGCUUCCGUCUCGGGGUCCGAUAAUAGGAGUCGCUUGCUAGAGACCGAACCGAAAGGCGGCAACGGCGCUCGACAGCAACCCAGGAUGGCGGGAAACACUAUCACCGUCACAACCUCGAUUGAACAGGUUAUCACCCCUAAUACUGGAGUGGUGGAGAAUAGCAAGCUUCAGGCCGAAAUCAAAGCGAUACCUCCGAGCAACGCUGGCAAUACACAUACUGUCUCUUGUCUGACUCCCAUGUCUACAACCUCGGGUGACAAUAGGGCAGCAUCAACACAGAGCAAGACUCAAAUCGGCGUUGCGCAGCUAAGACCACUUCCUAUGAAUGCCGACGGUCCCGACAAGAUGGAAUUACCUGAGCCGUAUCCUCUUUUUAAUGCUGAUCGUGACGACCUGCCACAAGACAACACAAACCCGACAGUCCGCGGAUCUGAAGCUUUACCAGGUAGCUGUAAUAUUGGCCAACUUUCUAUCCAUGAACUCGAUACCUCAUUGAGCGAUUUGUUUGAUCAAACCAAGGACUAUGGUGGUACGGACGCAAACGAUUGCCUUCCUCCCAUAAGCGAAUUUGUUUCUGAGCAUGGCACAGAAGAGACAAUGGCAAAGAACAACACUCAACCCGAAACUGGAAGUUCUAGCUCAGUAACUGUCAAAGAUUCCGGCUUCUCAACACCUCCAUUGAGUGCUGUUGGUGCACCAGUUCCAAAGAUUUGCACUCCUUCCAGUGCUAAGACCGAUGUUCAGGUUGAGUUGGCCGUCGAGGAUAAUGCUGAGAAGUGGGACAGUGACGCCGAUUUUUCAUUAGAUGAUGGUACUCGCGAGAUAACAAACGAGGACCGCAUCACACUGGGCCUUUAUGAUGGAUGGCCUGGCAAACUCAGCGACGUAAAUACUGGCCUUCCACCUAUUGAGCAAACUGUCAGACUUUUUGCUUCCGACGGCCCGUCUGAAGUCGAUACUGGGAGGAUGACAGCAGAGCAUAACCCUCCAGUGAGCAUUGGACCUCUGCGUUCGAUUGUCGCCAAUGUCUCUAGUCUUAAAGAUAUGGAACUCGAUCAGCCGUGCAAACUCUUUGAUCCUCCAGAACCUGAACCAAUCCCACAGGAAGAAGCUGCGUCUGAUAUGAUUGAUGCCUCUGAACACAGUUCCGCACAGUUGUCUGCAAUAUCGUUCCAUGCAGCAAAUUCUGGAAGCGGAACUCAUCAAGUUGUUGACUCCGCACACCUGACUGGAGUGUCAGAAAUGAAUGAUAUCGCCAGCCCGAUGCAGGACACCACCAAAGAUAUGCCUGCAGGCUUUGGCCUCCGAAAAUGGACAGGUGAUGAUUCUGUUGAGCAAGAUAUCAAGUACGCCAAGUUGGUUUCCAGCGGCUCUAAACGACCGGAAUCUUCAUUUGCGUCGCGGGAUGUAUCAAUCAUGCCUUGGACUGCCUGCUACACCGACAAUGCUGACAAGGCUAGAGAAAUUGAAGCAAGUACCGGUUUUCCUGGGAUCCGAGUUUAUCCUGUGGACGUUUUCUCUCGUACCACUUCAAACCCGCAAGUGUCAAAUGAAGUCGAUGCCUCUCAGAAUAGUGACAAUUCCAGGACAGAAAUGGAAACGCAAGUUUCUCCUAGACGUCCGUCAAACGAAUGA
This is a messenger RNA of Pochonia chlamydosporia 170, 2766 nucleotides long. RefSeq lists its product as hypothetical. NCBI's taxonomy places the organism in Eukaryota, Fungi, Ascomycota, Sordariomycetes, Hypocreales, Clavicipitaceae. Bases 1 to 2766 code for a protein of 921 amino acids. The transcript is spliced from 2 exons. The record is from RefSeq and is a predicted model, not a curated record.